Chinchilla lanigera (long-tailed chinchilla) is the source of this 1415-nucleotide messenger RNA. RefSeq names its product breast carcinoma amplified sequence 2 (gene Bcas2). Gene Ontology annotation, biological process: mRNA processing. The coding region runs from base 76 to 753 and encodes 225 amino acids. The transcript has 7 exons. Gene Ontology annotation, cellular component: Prp19 complex; precatalytic spliceosome; catalytic step 2 spliceosome. The record is from RefSeq and is a predicted model, not a curated record. NCBI's taxonomy places the organism in Eukaryota, Metazoa, Chordata, Mammalia, Rodentia, Chinchillidae.
UACAUCACCGUCGCGCGCAGACGUAAUUAAACAGGGCUGACCGUGUUGUGGUUAGGGGAGCGUCGGUUCUUCGUGAUGGCGGGCACGGGUUUGGUGGCCGGAGAGGUAGUGGUGGAUGCGCUGCCGUAUUUUGAUCAAGGCUAUGAAGCGCCAGGCGUGCGCGAAGCGGCUGCGGCGCUGGUAGAGGAGGAGACGCGCAGAUACCGACCCACGAAGAAUUACCUGAGCUACCUGACAGCCCCGGAUUAUUCCGCUUUUGAGACCGACAUAAUGAGAAAUGAAUUUGAAAGAUUGGCUGCUCGACAACCGAUUGAAUUGCUCAGUAUGAAACGAUAUGAGCUUCCGGCCCCUUCCUCAGGCCAGAAGAAUGACAUUACUGCAUGGCAAGAAUGUGUAAACAAUUCUAUGGCCCAGUUAGAGCAUCAAGCAGUUCGAAUUGAGAAUCUGGAACUCAUGUCACAGCAUGGAUGUAAUGCCUGGAAAGUAUAUAACGAAAAUCUGGUACACAUGAUUGAACAUGCACAGAAAGAGCUUCAGAAGUUAAGGAAACAUAUUCAGGAUUUAAACUGGCAGCGGAAGAACAUGCAACUCACAGCUGGAUCUAAACUGAGAGAAAUGGAGUCAAAUUGGGUAUCCCUGGUCAGUAAGAAUUACGAGAUUGAACGGACUAUUGUGCAGCUAGAAAAUGAAAUCUACCAAAUUAAGCAGCAACAGGGAGAGGCAAACAAAGAAAACAUCCGGCAGGACUUCUGAAAAGACGAACUUGCUGGGUAGAAAGGAGGAAAAGUUGGGCUCUUACAAACACCGGCCAUCUAAACUUUCCCUGAACCACGAAGGACAGCAGCCUCUCACAGACCAUUAGUGGGUAAAUGUUUAGAAAUCAUAAUGUAUAGAUUCUUACAUUAACUGUAUCUGUGUAUCUUUGUGAAAUAAAGAUUAUCAACUUGGUGAUAUUUUUAUAGCUAUAAAAAACCAUCAGGCUGUCAAAAUAAGUAUGACUUUGGAAUAAUAUUGUGUUACAGAAUUAAUACAUACAUUAUAUAGAGAGUUAAUUUUGAGCUACUGGACCAUAUUUGGUAGCUGAGUGGAUAUGUUGGCCACAGCCAGCGAGGCCUAGGGUUGGAGCUGCCCACACCCUUUAGAGCUUGCAUCACACCACCAGGUUGCUCAGGUGCUGGAUGUGCGGCUAUAAAAAUUGUUUGCCCUGAUGAAUUUAAGUCUUGUUUGCUUCAGUCCUUCGUGUACUCCAGGUCUUCCCUUUUGGAAGGAAUUGUGUAUCCUGUGCAAUCAUUAUUGUUUUUGGUAUUUGUUUUAGUUUAGAUACAGGAUCUUCCUCACUUGCCAGGCGAGGCUGGAGCUGACAGUUGUGCUACCUCAGCUUCCUGAGUAGCUGGGAUUAAAGGUGUGUUCCACCA